CGUAGGCGCUGCUUCGCCCCGCCCGCCUAGCCUCCCGCCGACGCCAGCUGCAAAGAGCCCCGCAGCCGCCUGUUACAGCCUCGCGCGGCGCAAGUCCGGAGAGCGUGCGCCAGUCCCCUGAUUUUUCUUCCAGGCUACGGAAACGGCCUCAAGCACCGCAGCCGCGCCCCCUUCUUCCUCCGCAACCGCGAGAGAGCUAUGUCAGUUUCCCCCGUGAAGAAGCAGAAGAUGGAGUCGGCGCUGGAGCAGCUCAAGCAACACACCACCGUGGUGGCCGAUACGGGAGAUUUCCAUGCUAUUGAAGAGUACAAGCCUCUAGAUGCUACUACCAACCCUUCCCUGAUACUAGCUGCAGCUCAGAUGCCAGCCUAUCAGCAGCUGGUAGAAGAUGCUGUUGCGUAUGGGAGGAAACUUGGUGGGUCAGAAGAUGAUCAAGUUACAAAUGCUUGUGACAAGCUUUUUGUACUGUUUGGGGCAGAAAUACUAAAGAGGAUACCUGGCCGUGUGUCCACAGAAGUAGAUGCAAGGUUGUCUUUUGAUAAGGAAGGCAUGGUUAAGAGGGCCAGACAACUCAUAGAUCUUUAUAAAGAAAUAGGAAUUAGCAAAGAUCGUAUCCUCAUCAAGCUGUCAUCGACAUGGGAGGGUAUCCAAGCUGGCAAAAUUCUUGAAGAGCAACAUGGGAUUCACUGUAAUAUGACCUUGCUGUUUUCCUUUGCUCAGGCAGUUGCCUGUGCAGAAGCUGGGGUCACCCUCAUUUCUCCUUUUGUUGGGCGUAUUCUGGAUUGGCAUGUUGCAAAUACAGACAAAAAAACCUAUGAGCCAUCAGAAGACCCAGGGGUAAAGAGUGUCACUAAAAUCUACCAUUAUUACAAAAAGUUUGGCUAUAAAACUAUUGUAAUGGGAGCUUCUUUUCGAAACACUGGAGAAAUCAAAGCAUUGACUGGCUGUGACUUUCUCACCAUUUCACCCAAACUUCUGGGAGAGCUCAGUAAAGAUAAUAGUAAACUAACACCAAAGCUGAGUGUCAAAGAUGCCCAGGCAUCUGACUUGGAGAAGAUCCAUCUGGAUGAAAAGACAUUCCGUUGGCUUCAUAAUGAAGACCAAAUGGCUGUGGAGAAACUGUCGGAUGGAAUCAGAAAGUUUGCUGCUGAUGCGGUUAAAUUGGAGGUCAUGAUAAAGGUAAAAUCAAGCGUUUCUUAUCUUAUUAAAUGUAUUUCCCAAGUUCCUUCACAUGGUACAUGUUCACAAGUAGUGCAGAUAUAAAUAUCAGCAUGAGUU
Molecule: messenger RNA, 1278 nt
Organism: Python bivittatus (Burmese python)
Lineage: Eukaryota; Metazoa; Chordata; Lepidosauria; Squamata; Pythonidae
Source: RefSeq, a predicted model, not a curated record